AGUUGCUAUGGCGACUGGGUUGCCCCUGAAUCCCAGCAGCCCCCUCGGCAGUGAAGCCAGGGCUGCUGUAGCGCCGCCGAAGGAGCCCUCGUUGGUUCCCCACCUCAAGGUUUUCUCAUCUUUUCCAUGAAUUUCACCAUCUGUGAAAUUUUACCUGCAACUGUGGUUUAAUUAAUUAGUGAUAGAGAAGAAGCUUUAACUCAGAGAAAAUGUCAAAUCUGAAAAUGAAAGAGGCAGCUCUUAUCUAUCUUGACAGAAGUGGAGGCCUCCAAAAAUUUAUAGAUGAUUGCAAGUACUACAAUGAUUCAAAACAAAGUUUUGCUGUCUAUCGAUUCAGUAUUUUAAUAAGUCCUUCUGAUGUUGUUGAAUUAGAUGCUGAACUUGGAAAUCAUAUUUUACACCAGCCUUUAAAAGCUGCUCAAGUUUUUCAAUCAGUCUGUUUUAUUGCUGUUAAGACUCUCUCAUUAAUUGGACAAUUACAGACCGAAACUCAAAUUAAUAUAGUACUGAAGUUAACACAUUUACCUCCUCUGCCAAGUUAUAGUCUUGAUCUUUGUGAGUUUCCACUUGAUUAUACAUCUCAAAGAUUUUAUAUGAUGCAAGGAAUUGUGAUUGCAAUGACAACUGUAACCAAGUAUACACAAGGUGCAAGAUUUCUUUGUUCAGAUGAAGCAUGCCCUCUUUCAAAAGGAUUUCAGUAUAUAAGAGUGCAUGUGCCUGGUGCUACAGAAUCUGCAACAAUAAGAAAUGACUUUUUGUGUGAUCUUUGUGCAUCUUCACUUCAGGAAGACAGGAAAUUUAGAGUACUUGGUGAUAAACAGAUAGUUGAAGUAAUUGCCACAAAUGCACUUCAUGCUUUUCAGGGAUAUUCUAACAACCAGCCAUUUAGGUUUCAAUCUCUUACAAUUUUCCUAAGAGAUGAAUCAGUGAAUAAAAUGGAUAUAGGAAAUGAGUAUAAAAUCAUUGGAAUUCCAACCUAUGUGAAAACCUCACAAACUGCUAUCUGUAUAGAAGCAAACAGUAUCACUUUUUGCAAUCCAAAGGUUCCUUCAGGAAUUAGUGACAAUUUCAGAUGUCUCCUCUCUUUGACAUCCAGCUCUUGCUGGAAAUUUACAGCAAUACUUGCCAAUAUCUUUGCAUCACAAAUUGUUCCUCCUGGGACUUACAAUUUGCUCAAGCUCUGUUUGCUGAUGAGUCUAGUACAGACAAGUGACCGUAACAAAGAACUGGAAAAUUGCCUGGAUAUUUUGAUUAUAACAAGUGAUACUCUACUUGUGGAAAGGCUUUUGAAUUUUAGUAUAAACCUUAUUCCCCGUGGCAUACGUCAUCCUGUCUCCUCUGAAAUUUUUCCUACUUUGUCCAGGAAUAAGUAUGGAACUGGAACAGGUAGCAUUCAAGCUGGCAGUGCUUUGCUCGCUAAAGGUGGUAUCUGUUUUAUAGGAGAUUUGACCUCACACAAAAAAGAUAAACUUGAUCAGCUCCAAUCAGUUGUGGAAACCAGAAGUAUCACAGUGUACAUUCCAGGAAAGAAGUUUGGGGAUGAUAUAGAUCAACAAAUGACUUUUCCAGUUCAGUGCAGCUUUUGGUCUUUUGUUGAUAUGGAUUCACCUUCAAGGAGAAAUACACAAAAAGCCAACACUUUAAUAGGUCAGAUGGAUUGUAGUUUGAUUCCAGCUAACCUUGUCGAGGCAUUUGGAUUAUUGAUUAACUGCAAUGAAUCAUCUCCUUGCUACUCAUUUCUUCCAACUGUGCAGCAUACUUUAAAAAAAUCCAUUGAUCCUGAAGGGCUGCUUUACAUAGAUUCUAAACAGUUUACAAGUGAAGAUUUUGAAAAGCUGCUGGCUUUUGCAAAGAAUUUGAAUGUAGAAUUCAGCAUGGAGGCAGAGAGAAUGAUUCAUGGCUAUUAUCUAGCGAGUCGCAGAAUCAGAACAGAUUCUAUAAGUGGAUCAAAACUGACAGCAUCUGCAUUAAAAUAUUUAGUUUCCCUGUCUGAAGCCCAUGCUCGACUGAACUUAAGGAAUAAAGUGCUUAAGGAAGAUGUACUAAUUGCAGCCAUAUUAUUUGAAAUAUCUCUCACAUUGAAAUAUGGGGCCGCCGUGUUUUGUGUUGCACCAAAUGCACUAUUUCCAUUUGAACUGUACAGUGAAGAAUAUUUAGAGCAAAGAGAUAUUUAUCUGACUCAAUGCCAACAACAGCUUCAACAGUUCAUUGCCACAUAUGGACCUGGGACAGCUGUUUUCACUAGUGAUGAAUAGGCAAAUCAAGGAAAAUGUCCUUUUUUCCUAAGGAGAAAAACCUGGUUCUGAAGUAAUGCUUCAGGUAAUGCUGUCUUACAGAAGUACACUAGAAAGCCAUUUUAAAAAUGUUGCAGGGUAAGCAAUGGAAAAAGUUUUCAUGUAGUUCUUUGUCACAAGACAGCAAUAACGCUUUAAAUGAAAAUACCUGCAAUAUUUUUAACUAUUUCUUUGAUUGAAAGCUUAACAAAUAGUAUCAUAAUCUGAAACCCCAAAUUUAAGAACUCAUAUUUUACUAGAUUGAUAUUUAAUCUAUGGUUUGGGAAUCCCUUGUCAGAAAUGGUCUUUUAAAUUUUCCUCUCAUGUAAACUAAAACAGUAAUUCACAUUUUAUCAAAGAACAUUAUAAACUGCCUAGUUACAGAAAGGAACUAAAUUGCAAGCCCAGUUAUCUUUGGAGGAAAAAUCUCUAAAUUUUUUUAAACGAAGGAUGCCAUGUUUCCAGAAAUCUUUUUUAAAGCUCUAAAAAUUCUCACUGAAAGAAAUCAAAGUUGCCACUUUAUUAGCCAAGAUACCAUUAAGGUGGAUAGCUCUCCCACUCUUUAUAGGCUUCAACAGAUCAUAUCAUUACGCUCAUUCAACAAAUUUUAACUAUUCACUGGAACUAAAACUAGCUUUUAAGGAUUUAUUUAUUUAUACAAGCACUGGGUACAGUCAGAAGCGCGGGAGGGUGAGAAUACACUAGAGCCAGAGCGGGGAGCAGAAUAGGCAGACUGACGAAAUACACUGCUGAGGGGAGCAGCAGGUGCUGCAGGAGAGGUCUGCGCGCCAUGUGGGACCCUUGCCAGUGGCCGGGGAUUGAACUGGCACUGCAGAAGCUGAGGGCAGCUUCACAGCCCAGUGCUCAACCACUGAGCCACCGGGGAGGCCCCUAAAACUAGCUUUUAAAAAAUGAACCGAGGCCUCCCUGGUGGUGCAGUGGGUUGAGUGCAGUACUGUGAAGCUGUCUGCAGCCCCAGUUCAAUUCCCACAUGGCAGGGCAGACCUCUCCAGUCUCCACUGCUCCUCCCCUCAGCAGUAUACUUGGGACCAUCUGCCUGUUCUGCUCCCUGCUGUCUCUGGUGAAUCCUCUCACCCCAUCCCUGCACCUCUGGCCUGUACCCAAGAGUCUUGUAGAAAAAUAAAUCUUAAAAAAAAAAAAAAAAAAAAACCUCUAUUGUUAGGAACUUAUUUUCUGGCUUAUGUAAUUAAUACUUUACUAAUGUACAAAACAACCUCCACUUUUGCACUUGGUGGUGUUGAUGAAACAAGGGGACUAUCAAAUGCUGGGUGAAAAGGUUUUCAAAUGUUGUCUCCGGUGGGAGGUGAAUUAGUGAUGUUGCUGUACGUUGCAUACUGUUUUGACUCACAUAUUGAAAUUAUAACGUUAAUAAAAGCAAAGAAACUAUGUACUAGGACUAAACAGGAGAAAAGAUUUAACUAAGUCUUCUUUUAAUUCAAGCCCUGGAUAUCCAGAAUUAUUACUAUGAUGUGUUUUGUCCAAAGAAAAUUUUCAAAAAAUGAUUAAUAUUUAAAUUUUCAACAAAAUAUGUAGGUCACUAGUGAAAUUUAACUACCAAGUUUCAGUUGUUUAGCAUUAAAUUUGGAAUCACUACCCACACAAAUAGAACAAUGACAUUCUAUUUCUAAAGAAAGUUAAAAAUGAGCGAUGGCUAAAUAUGGGAAUGUUGUUUUAAAGAUUUAAUGUAUUUUAAAAGGACUAUUACCCAGCAAUUAAAAGUACUGAAACAUGUAUUUUUCUACAUAAUUUAUUGUGAGAUGAUCAAUGUCAAUAAAACAUUAAUUUUGGUCAUUUGCUUCAUGUCUUCUUGACUGAUUCUUCACUUUCCUUCCAA
Molecule: messenger RNA, 4128 nt
Organism: Talpa occidentalis (Iberian mole)
Lineage: Eukaryota; Metazoa; Chordata; Mammalia; Eulipotyphla; Talpidae
Gene: MCMDC2
Product: minichromosome maintenance domain containing 2
Exons: 15
Coding region: 210-2255 (681 amino acids)
Biological process (GO): double-strand break repair via break-induced replication
Molecular function (GO): ATP binding; DNA binding; single-stranded DNA helicase activity
Source: RefSeq, a predicted model, not a curated record